This is a messenger RNA of Linnemannia hyalina, 915 nucleotides long. The record is from the annotation of a GenBank genome assembly. NCBI's taxonomy places the organism in Eukaryota, Fungi, Mortierellomycota, Mortierellomycetes, Mortierellales, Mortierellaceae.
AUGUUUGCACACCCCUCACUCUUCAAGAACCUCAUUUGCCCCAUCUUCGUAACCAUCCUCUGGGGAAUCGCAGUCUUCAUCUUUGGAUUCGCAUACCUCCUCAAACUCCAGGCUCACGCAUUGAUCAGCGUCAACUGUCCCGCAGCAGUUGCAUGGAUCGUGUGCAUCAUCUUUGUUUUGCUUGAGGUGGCUGUCCUCUCACUUCUCUUCUACCUUAUCAUUCUUCCCAUCUAUGAGGACAGCUUGUUCGACCGCACUUUGAAGCUGCGUGGGUUGCGCCACGUUUUGAAGGCAAACGAGGGCAAUGAUAUGGCAAAGUGUAUGCGGGGCGUUGGAGGAGGGUUGUGGAUUCUUCUCUUCCAGAUCUUGGUCCUUGUUCUCACUUUCCCAAUCAACCUCAUCCCAAUCCUUGGACAGGUUAUCUUUAUCGCCAUCAAUGGCUGGGUAUUAACUUUUGGCUACCGUUUCCAUUACGAUGCCGAGAUUCGCAACAUCACCGUUCUGCAAUCCCGACGCGAGGCAUGGGCAAGAAGAAGUGAAUACAGUCAGUUUGGAUCAACAGCAUUUGGCUUGCAGAUGAUCCCCCUCGCCAACCUAUUGUUUGCAUGGACUAACAUUGUCGGCUGCGCUCUUUGGGUUGCGGACGAGAUUGAGAGAGACGAGUCAUGUCUUCAAAGCGAACAGCCAUCGCAUAGCCUCAUUGGACCUGACAGCCAAACAGGCACCCCACUACCCGCCCCCUACCAGCCCGGCACCCAAUACCCACCUCAGCAGUUUCAGCAAAACCAGCAACAAUAUCCCAUGAAGCAGCAGUCCUACCCACCUCAGGGUCCACCAGCUGGAAGUCCUUAUUCUCAACAAGGGUCAGUCAGGAUACCCCCCAAGGACAAGAAGCAAACUGGCCUUGAGUAUUAA